This is a messenger RNA of Diospyros lotus (date-plum), 2406 nucleotides long. RefSeq names its product FRIGIDA-like protein 3. The record is from RefSeq and is a predicted model, not a curated record. Bases 280 to 2007 code for a protein of 575 amino acids. The transcript is spliced from 4 exons. Lineage: Eukaryota; Viridiplantae; Streptophyta; Magnoliopsida; Ericales; Ebenaceae.
CAAAUUCGGCGACGAAAAAAAGGGCAAAUUCGCCGUUAGGGUUCAUAUUCUCACCAAAAACAAUAGCUUCUCAGCUUAUUUCGAUUCACAUAUAUAUAUAUAUAUAGAGAGAGAGAGAGAGAGAGAGAGAGAGAGGGGUUCCAGAACCAGUCUUCACCUUAUCUGCUCAGGCAUCGUCGCCUAGGGUUUCGUUUGCCGCUUCCACGCAGCUCUUUGCCUGAAGGGUUGUUCGCGCCUUUUGAGAGCCUAUUGUGCAGCUUAUCCCAAUAGCUUGUAGUCAUGGCUGACAAGGAUCAAGUUGUGGCAACCGAUGCGACUUCCCUCAUGGAACAGCUUGGUAAGGCAUUUAUUGAACUGGAAUCUCACAAAGAAGCUGCUGAGGACAGGAUUCAGUGGUCCGAAAUUGAAGCACACUUUCACCAGCUUGAGACAGUGAUGAAGAGCAAAAUGGAAGAAUUAGAAGUUAGGGAGAAGGAAUUUAAAGAAAUAAAAUCAGAGACUUCUAAAAUGCUUGCAGAAAAAGAAAGUGCUGUUGCUGCUAAAGAGCAAGAUAUGUUUGACCGACUUCAGGAGUUAAAAGAUGCUGCUGUUGCCGCCAUUGCAGAGGCACUGGCAAAUCACCAGCCAGAACUUUCAGAGCCAGUUGAUGGUGGAGACAUCAAAGAGUCGAAGGUAAGUAGCUUUCUUGGUGAUUCAAAUGCAAUCCAUGAUGAUUUGGAGGAGAAUUCCCCCCAUAAAAUGGGUGAAAAUGCUGAAGGUUUGGCUGGCGAGGUGAAACCUCGACCAGAGCUGACGCAAUUUUGCGGACAGAUGGAUGCAAAAGGGCUUCUGACCUAUACGAUGGAGAAUCAAAAAAAUAUAUCUGACAUUCAGGCAGAACUUUCCAUUGCACUUGAAAGUGCAAGUGAACCAGGCCAUUUAGUGCUGGCUACACUGGAGGGUUUCUACCCUCCUGAUGACACCACCCAAGAAGGGGAUAAAAGGGACGCCGCCCUUGAGGGCAUGCGUCAUUCCUGUCUUAUAUUUAUGCAAGCCAUGGCCACCUUUUUGGCAAGGGCUGACCCAGGAUCCGAUCACCUUUUGAACCCUGAAAUUAAGCAGCAAGCCAAGGCCAUUGCUAAUGAGUGGAAGCCUAAGUUGGCUGAUGCAGACAUUGAUGCUGCCAAUGGAAAUUCAUUGGAAGCUGAGGCAUUCUUGCAGCUCCUUGCAACAUUUAGAAUUGUGUCAGAGUUUGACGAAGAUGAACUCUGCGAGCUUGUUCUUGUAGUUGCUCACCAGAGGCGAGCACCUGAGCUCUGCCGUUCUCUUGGAUUAACACACAAAAUACCAGGUGUUGUUGAAUCAUUGGUCAACGGAGGGAGACAUAUUGAUGCUGUGCAUUUUGUCCAAGCGUUUGAGCUUUAUGAAAGCUUUCCUCCCGUGCCCCUUCUGAGGACAUAUCUGAAGGAUUUGAGGAGGAACUCACAAGGAAAACAUGGAAACUCUGUAGGCACUGCUGCUGCUCGGAAUGAUGCUAAUUCUCAAGAACUUGCAGCACUGAAGGCUGUUAUUCGAUGUGUUAAGGAGUACAAGCUGGAGGCUGAGUACCCACUUGAUCCACUUCAGAGAAGGGUUAUGCAGCUAGAGAAUUCAAAGCCUGAAAGGAAGAGGCCAGGAGAGUCGGGUAAGCAGCAGCAACAGCAACAAAAGAAGCCACGAGCGAAUGGAGGAUUUUAUGGGUUCCGUGCAACCAGUUCUGCUGCUGGAAGACCUGGUCCGCCAGCUUUUGCUCAGAGAACAAUGUAUGCAGGAGGAAUGCCCGAGAGGAGUCCACACGCUGCUGGGCUGUCAACCUAUGAUUACCAAACUCCUACACAGACUGCAUAUGCUCAGCAAGCUUAUGAUCAGAGAUCAUACUAUUACGCCCCGGAAGACAGGGCCACUGCGGCUUCAUACAAUGCUGCUCCAUCUAGUUAUGGCAGUUAUGCGGGCAGUGGAGUUCAACCUUCCCACCAGCAGUACAUGUAAACCACUAAUGCGAGUUUAGCUCUGGCAGUUUUAGUUAGGUGGAGGUGCUGCUGCUGCUCGACCUGGUUAUCUUAUGAUUUCUGCUUCCUUUUUCCUGCUGCUGCAAGCACGAUGGAAUCUCCCGCAGAAGUCCUUUUUGUUCAGGGAUUUUGGGGAUCCCCUCUAGCUGUAAGCAACAUAACUUGCUACACAUAUGGGAAUGUACCAUCAUAUUGCCCUAAAUUGUAGUGUUGGUGCCUAUGAUUGUUUUACUUUACCUUAUGUAGCUGUUAUUACCGGUUGAACUGAAAUCACAAUCUAUAACCCAUAUGCAUUGACGGAGGCUGGACUGCAGGAGGAUUUUAUUUUAUUAGUUGUUGUAGUUUAUACAAUACAAGGCCCUGUUGGUGCUUGCUCUUA